GAAAAUAGUUGAAUUUUCUCUUGAAUAAGAAAAGGUUAGGGAGAAGGGGAGUUUUGCGCACGCGCCUUUAUAGGAACUGCAUGUUAAAACGUCAGGUCAGGUCAGAUAUGGUUGGUAAACAAUGCAACUCCACAAAAUAUAUUAUUAUAUACAAUUUACGUUAUGUUUUUUUAAAAAUAUGAUUUAAGAAUAAAAGGUGUUCAUUAGUUAAUAAGCAACAAUAUAUUCAUUUAUAAAUAGAUGAAAAUCGAAAGAAAUAGAAAAGACGAAAUAUUUCGUUACAAUAAAAAAAAUUAAUAAUAAUGUUCGACGAAGAAAAAGUAAAUGUUUCUGAUCAUGAAGAUGAUUGUCAGGAUGAAAGCAGGACAGUUUCUCUUUCUCUAUUAGAUUUACCAGUUGAAGUAUUUCUCCAUAUUUGCUCGUUCUUGGAUGCAGGAACUUUGGUCCAUGCUUUGGGUUUAGUAUGCAAACAGUUUCAUGAAAUUUUGAACGAUGACUCGUUGUGGAAGGUUAGAAUUAAUCAAAUUUGGCCAAAUGUCAAAUAUCCAACUCUACCGCCGGACGAAGAAGAUGAACUAUUUUGGAAAUUAUCGUGUAUUGCUGUUGAGAGGCAAACAUCACUUUGGUAUAAUGAAGAUUCCAUAGAAAAAUUGUCAUUAAGUAACGUACAUUACAGCACUAUCGAUGGAGUUCUUUUAAUGCAUAAUGGACAACUUUGUAUUUCGGGCGCAAGAGAUCGAACGUUAGUAUUGUGGCGUUUACCAAACGAUGAGAAUAAAUGUCUAAAAUCCGUGACAGUUGAUUUGGCGCACAAGGGAUGGAUUUGGGAUUUGACAUCGAUAAAUGAUACAAUUUACAGUUGCAGUUGGGACAGAACAAUAAAAGCGUGGACAUUGUCCGACGCUGGUCUUACACAUUUAACAACAUAUGAAAUGUCAUUAUCUGGUGCAUUAUUGUGUGUUACAUCGUGUCCAGAAUUAUCGCUUUUUGCAACAGGAUCAUUUUGUAAAGCUGUCUUAUUAUUUGAUCCGCGAACUAAUUCCAAUGCAGUAGCACGAUAUCAGGAGCAUCAAAGAGCAGUGAUUAGACUUGCAAUGAAUUCAAAUUAUAUUCUCUCUGCAAGUGAGGACAGGACUGUUGCAAUUUGGGAUCAUCGAAUGAGACGAAUUUUAAAUAAAACUCAGAUUUCUGAUGAUUCAUUUCCAAGGAGUUUAUUUAUGCGAAAGGAUAUUGUUUACGUGGGAGAUAAGGCGGCAAAACUACAUAUUUUAGAUCCAAAAAAAAAUUACGAACAUGUAAAAACUUAUGAUACGGCACAUAAUAAAGGAAUAACUGGCGUUCAUUGUACUAAUGGUUGUUUGAUAACUGGUUCCUUAGAUAAGACUGUGCGGGUUUCAAGUCCAACUGAUCCACCGCAAAAUUUAACGACAUUAAAUUGUGGUUACGGUGAAAUUGCGGGUAUGGAUUACUCAAAUGAGGUUCUUGCCGUUUCUGGAAUCGAAGCUAUCGAGAUUUGGAGACCUAAACGAAAACCGGAAAUUACUUUGUGAUAUUUUCUUUUAUUUUAAACUAACGAUUUUCGUUUAAAGAUAUAAUAUAUACAUAUAAUAGUGAUAAUUUAUACACUGUUUAUUAUUAUACUCGUUAGACUUUAUGUUUCCAAUUAUAAGACUAAUAUAUUUAAUAAAAAUUUUAAUAUAAAAACUGAA
Molecule: messenger RNA, 1709 nt
Organism: Leptopilina boulardi
Lineage: Eukaryota; Metazoa; Arthropoda; Insecta; Hymenoptera; Figitidae
Product: F-box/WD repeat-containing protein 9-like
Exons: 7
Coding region: 303-1550 (415 amino acids)
Molecular function (GO): protein binding
Source: RefSeq, a predicted model, not a curated record